AGGCGCCGAGGGCAGUGGGUUAGCGCCCGGCGGGGCAGGGGGCGGGCCCCACCGCCCCGCGCCGGCCGGCCAGCCAGUCAGCGGGCGCGGUGGGCGGGCCGACGGGCGCGCGCCGCGCCCCGCAGCGCCCCCUGAGGGGCGGCGGCGGGAGCUGGUUCCGGCUGCGCGCGCAGCGGUGGUGGCGGAGGCGCGAUCGUGGGGCUGUAACCGUCGUCCGUCCGGUAGCGGCUGGAGUGGCAGCGGCGGCCGGGCACCGCACUAGGCGACGCCACAGGGCAGCGGCGGCAGCGGGGGCAGCGGGGGCAGCAGGAGACGCCGCGGCGGCCGCAGCAGCAGCAGCAAGACGGACUCGUGGACACGCGCCGCCGCCGCCGGGCCGGGCCGGGUGUCGCGCGCCGAGGCUGGGGGGGAGUCGUCGCCGCCGCCGCCACCGCUACCGCCGCCGCCGCCGCCGCCGAGGUGACUGAGGAGAGAGGCGCCUCCUCGCUCCCGCCUCCGCCGGACGUCAAUGCCCAGGCCCCAGCUCGCCAGCGUUUUUCGUUGGAAUAUACGUUGCACAUUUAUGGCGAUUCUGAGUGUGAGGGCAGACUUCUGCCAGGCUCAGCACAGCGUUUUUGCUGACAAGUGAGCUUGGGGGGUUCUAUGUGCCAUAAUUAAUAUUGCCUUGAAGACUCUGGACACCGAGACUGGCCUCAGAAAUAGUUGGCUUUUUUUUUUUUUUAUUGCAAGCAUAUUUCUUUUAAUGACUCCAGUAAAAUUAAGCAUCAAGUAAACAAAAGUGGAAAGUAAUCUACACUUUUAACUUGUCUCACUAGUGCCUAAAUGUAGUAAAGGCUGCUUAAGUUUUGAAUGUAGUUGGAUGUUUUUGGAGUCCGAAGGUAUCCAUCUGCAGACAUUGAGGCCCAAGUUGAAUUUGGAUUCAAGUGGAUUCUGAAUACUUCUGCUUAUCUUGAAGAGAGAAGCUACUUAAAGAAUAAACACAUUGAAUAGAGAAAACACUGAUAAUAGGCAUUUUAGUGGUCUUUUUAAUGUUUUCUGCUGUGAAACAUUUCAAGAUAUAUUGAUUUUUUUUUUGUUUUCAUUUUCCCCAUCACACUCACUCACACACGCACGCUCACACUUUUUAUUUGCCAUAAUGAACCGUCCAGCCCCUGUGGAGAUCUCCUAUGAGAACAUGCGUUUUCUGAUUACUCACAACCCUACCAAUGCUACCCUCAACAAGUUCACAGAGGAACUUAAGAAGUAUGGAGUGACAACUUUGGUUCGAGUUUGUGAUGCUACAUACGAUAAAGCUCCAGUUGAAAAAGAAGGAAUCCAUGUUCUAGAUUGGCCAUUUGAUGAUGGUGCACCACCCCCUAAUCAGAUAGUGGAUGAUUGGCUAAACCUAUUAAAAACCAAAUUUCGUGAAGAACCAGGUUGCUGUGUUGCAGUGCAUUGUGUUGCGGGAUUGGGAAGGGCACCUGUGCUGGUUGCACUUGCUUUGAUUGAAUGUGGAAUGAAGUAUGAAGAUGCAGUUCAGUUUAUAAGACAAGGAGAAAGAAAAAAAGAAAGAAAAAGACUAUUAAUGACGGCAUGAAGUGAAUGGUAGCAGCUCUAGGAAGAAAAAGAAGGGGAGCAUUCAAUUCCAAACAGCUGCUUUACCUGGAGAAAUACCGACCUAAGAUGCGAUUACGCUUCAGAGAUACCAAUGGGCAUUGCUGUGUUCAGUAGAAAGAAAUAUAAACGAAGGCUGACUUGAUUGUGGCAUUUAGAGGGAACUCUUGGUACCUGGAAAUGUGAAUCUGGAAUCUUGACUGUGUCAUCAAAGUGGUGAUGGAUUCAGUACUCCUCAACCACUCUCCUAAUGAUUGGAAAACAAAAAACAAAAGAAAUCCCUCUAUAACAUGAAUAAAAUGUUUAAGAAAAGAAAAAGAGAAAGAAAAAAGGGAUUACUUCAGUGGAGAAUGGUUUUGCUCUUAGUGUUGCAGUUUGAAUUUCUGCCAGGAUUGAAUUAUUUCAAAAUCUCCUGUCUUUUUAAACUUUUUCAAAAUAAGUCUCUAAGGAAAACCAGCAGAACAUUAGCCUGUGCAUAACCUUCUCUUUGGGGAGCACACUCUUCCAUUAUGCUUGGCACAUAGGUCUAUCUCCCUGUUGUGGAAUUUCUUUUUUUGUUAUUUGGGGUUAAGGGGUGGGGGCUACAAUUUUCCUCUCUUCUUUCCUUUUCCCCACCCCUCUUUCCCCCCUGAUACUAGUUGUAGAUGGAAUAAGAGAAGCCCUUGUUGCUGUAGAUGUGCGUUGCAGUCUGGCAGCCUUAAGCCCACCUGGGCACUUUUAGAAAAAAACAAAAAACAUAAAAAAAAAAAAAAAAAAAAAAAAGCAGUGGCAUAUAUAUAUUAUACGAUCCAGGUGGUUUUUAGUUUUUACUGAUGAUGGAGUGUUCAUGUUAGUUUCUUUCCUUGAAAACUCUAUACAACAUUAGGCAAAGUAGCCAAGAGCCUUUUUUUGUUUGGGUUUUUGUUUUGGUAAGUUAGUGGGGGACAUGGCAUUUUAAGAGGAGUCUCUUUUUUCAAAGAACUUAGCUGAGAGUCGAAUUCUUCUCUUUCCCAACUAAUGAAGCUAAGUGGGUAUUCCAGAAACAUUUGAUUUCUGAAGGGGAGUACUCCAGUUCAUCGCUAAAGAUGUGUCCAGAGAGCACACUUUCUACACCUUGUAGAACUGUGGGUUGUAUGUAGCAUUACUCUGCUUUUCUGUCUAAUGAUGUCAGAGAAUGCUGGUAGUUAAAAUUUUUUAUUUUAGGACUUACUUGUACUCUGAAUUUUCAGGAACAGGUAAUGGAAUAGCAGCAAAGACACAAUAUUUUGGACUUGAGAAAAUGCCUGUUACGGGUAUUUUCCAAACUGCCCCCUGUAUGUACAGCUCAGUUUAACCACUGAUUGCCUUGUUAUUUUCUUACUAGGUUCUUUAUGAGAUAAAACCAACAAUGCCUAGUGAGGAUGUGUCCACAGGCCUAACAGGGUAGGGGAGAUGUAAAGCAGCCCAACCAGUAGCGAAAGGACUGUGUUGCUAGUGAAAUUGCUGUUGUCAUUUUUGCUGAUUCUUUGUGGGGUUCAAUGUGCUGAUCUAGAAAACCAUUGUUCUGCUCUUUUGUGGAAAGCAGUUGUGACCAGGCUGUAUUGACAAAGCAAGUUGAAGGACACCAUCAGAGCCUCUUGCACUGUUCAUUUAAAUAUUAUACACUUCUUAGUGCUCUGCUUCUAAGAAUUUGAAUAAAGGUUUAGGGUCAUCUUGUCCUGUUGGAAUUUGCUAUGCAGAACCAUAAACUUCCCAUUUUGUUAGGAUCAGCUAGGCCAGUAGGAAUGGACCGGGGAUGUUGUCACUGGUGAUACCUCAGAUGUUGGCUGGCUCUGUGAACUACCUAGCUCCUAUGCCGGAGUUGUUUGAGCUCUUUAACUAAAUGAAAAUCUGUGGAUGCUCUCUUCCGCCACCCCAGAAAACAAAACUAAAUAAUGCUUUUUGGAAUUGUUUCUAGGACUUCUAAGUGGAAAAUGAUGGUACUAUCCAAAAUUCUUUAUUUCAGAACAUGACAAUAGAUUCCUUUAAUAUAGGCUCAAGAUCAAAACAGAAUAUUCUCUAAGUUCAGAUAGACUGUUGACUCCAAGGGUUUUGAUCAAUAUCAUACCAAACCUUUUUCCUUUGACAUGCUCUGAUUUUUGUUGUUUUGGGGGAGGGGGAGACAGGGAGAGGCAGAAAAAUAGGUGUGUGUGUGUGUGUGUGUGUGUGUACGUGUACGUAUGUGUGUGUGUGUGUGCGCGUGCACACACACGUGAACGCGUGCAGUGUCCACCAGUAUCAGUGCCUGCCUGAGUUAGGAAAAUUACAUUCCUGGUUCUGUAUGAGGAGAAGAGUGUGUAAAGCAACAUGAAACAUUAGCCCUCAUUUUGUUUUAAAUUGCAGACUAAUGUUAAUUGUUCUCAGAACUGGAUUUUCUUCCUCAAAAUUAAGGUUUUUUUUUAAUCUUUUGGACUUAAUGAAGUAUUGCUAGCUGAAGCCAGUUUGACAUGGUGAGAGAGAUGUCAGACUGAUGAAAGGUGUGCAGCCUGAUUUAAAACCAAACCCUGAACCCUUUUAAAGAACAAUAAACAUAUUUUACAUGCUC
Messenger RNA from Myotis daubentonii (Daubenton's bat), 4135 nucleotides. RefSeq names its product protein tyrosine phosphatase 4A2 (gene PTP4A2). Gene Ontology annotation, molecular function: protein tyrosine phosphatase activity. NCBI's taxonomy places the organism in Eukaryota, Metazoa, Chordata, Mammalia, Chiroptera, Vespertilionidae. The coding region runs from base 1136 to 1576 and encodes 146 amino acids. Gene Ontology annotation, biological process: protein dephosphorylation. The transcript is spliced from 7 exons. The record is from RefSeq and is a predicted model, not a curated record.